CCUAGCAGGAACAACCAAACGAAAAAAAAAAAACAAGUAGAAUAAUGACUUUUGUUUGUAGUACAGGUGUACUUGGUAUUUGAAUGUUGUCGUUUUUUGAAACACUUUUGUUUAACACUUAUUUUUUUUACUUGCGUUUAAUGUGGUAAUGUAAUAUAAUGUCCGCCUCAUUUUGUUCAUCAGGAAAGAAUAACCGUGUCGCCAUGAAGAUCUAAUGACUUGAGUUCUUCGGGCGUCUUAUUGAAACUAAUAUUUCCGAGUCACCUAAAUGUUAACUUGAAUAAUACGCCCGGGGCGCUGAAGGUAUUAUAUUCCUCAAGGAGAAGAUUUUUAUACUUUGCUGAAGAAACUUCUUCCCCGUGAAGAACCGAAGACUGCUAUCUUUAGGUCUCCAGGCGUUUUAUUGAAGAUAACAUUUUCAGUGCGUAUGGGUUGCUAACUUCAAUAAUACGUCCGGAGCGCUUGAGGUUGUCUUCUAGAAGAUUCACAAUAGAUGCAGAUAACUCAAAUCAAUGUUUACGUGAUUUUCGUUUUUUGUAUUUUAAAUGUAUAACUUUUCAGUGGUCGUUUCCGUCGUCGUUGAAUUUUAACUUUUAUGUGUCUGUGUUAUUUGUUUGUGUGUUUUGUAUUUUUGCCAUAUUUUUAAGUCCAUGUUAUUUGUGCUCUAACCCUUUUUAGAUUGUUAUUAUUUGAGAAUCAACUUAUCAAUCAAUCAAAGCUUGCGCUUAUCUAACUACUUAUAUGACGUGUUGUACUGAUGUCGAUCCUUGUUCUUAACAUGCAGUGGGUGACCCAAGGCACGGAGAUGUUCAACCAGAAGCCAGAGCGCGGCAUCGAGUUCCUGCAGGAGCAUGGAGUGCUGACCACGCCGCUAGACCCGCACGAAGUCGCCAUCUUCCUCAGAGAAAACCCGGAUUUGGACAAGAAAAUGAUUCGUGAAUAUAUCUGCAAGCGCUCGUCUCGCGGUGAAGACGAGGACGGUGGUCCCUCAGUCCUGGGCGCCUUCGCCGACAUCUUCGACUACGCCGGCUUGAGGAUCGACCAGGCUCUGCGACUGUAUCUGGAGACAUUCAGACUGCCCGGAGAAGCACCACUCAACUUCCUCGUUAUGGAACGAUUCGCUGAACGGUGGCAUAGCACGAACGGAGACCCAUCCGCGAAUACUGACGCGGCCUUCCGGCUGGUCUACUCCGUGAUCAUGCUGAACAUGGACCAGCACAACCACAACGCCAAGAAACUCAACGUGCCCAUGACCGUCGAGGACUUUGUCAAGAACCUCAGGGGGCUGAAUGGAUCUGAGGAUUUCGAUCAAAUCAUGCUUGAAGCUAUAUUCCAUUCUAUCAAGAACGAAGAAAUGGUGAUGCCAGCGGAACGUACCGGUCUUGUACGUGAAGCUUACCUCUGGCGCGUGCUGCAGCAUCGUGGCGCUGGUAACGGCACCCGCUACCGCGCAGUGCCCGCCCACCACCAGCACCACGCGAGGCUGCUCACUGUCGCCUGCCCGCCCACCUGGGUGACCCAAGCCACGGAGAUGUUCAACCAGAAGCCAGAGCGCGGCAUCGAGUUCCUGCAGGAGCAUGGAGUGCUGACCACGCCGCUAGACCCGCACGAAGUCGCCAUCUUCCUCAGAGAAAACCCGGAUUUGGACAAGAAAAUGAUUCGUGAAUAUAUCUGCAAGCGCUCGUCUCGCGGUGAAGACGAGGACGGUGGUCCCUCAGUCCUGGGCGCCUUCGCCGACAUCUUCGACUACGCCGGCUUGAGGAUCGACCAGGCUCUGCGACUGUAUCUGGAGACAUUCAGACUGCCCGGAGAAGCACCACUCAACUUCCUCGUUAUGGAACGAUUCGCUGAACGGUGGCAUAGCACGAACGGAGACCCAUCCGCGAAUACUGACGCGGCCUUCCGGCUGGUCUACUCCGUGAUCAUGCUGAACAUGGACCAGCACAACCACAACGCCAAGAAACUCAACGUGCCCAUGACCGUCGAGGACUUUGUCAAGAACCUCAGGGGGCUGAAUGGAUCUGAGGAUUUCGAUCAAAUCAUGCUUGAAGCUAUAUUCCAUUCUAUCAAGAACGAAGAAAUGGUGAUGCCAGCGGAACGUACCGGUCUUGUACGUGAAGCUUACCUCUGGCGCGUGCUGCAGCGUCGUGGCGCUGGUAACGGCACCCGCUACCGCGCAGUGCCCGCCCACCACCAGCACCACGCGAGGCUGCUCACUGUCGCCUGCCCGCCCACCGUAAGUACCGCCCACAUAACAACUACAACCUGUGGAUGGAUAAAAUAGGGAAUGAUAACGUUUGAGUGCAAACAUUUUUUGUCAUAAAUUACCAUACAAAAGGUAAAAAAAAA
Messenger RNA from Trichoplusia ni (cabbage looper), 2349 nucleotides. RefSeq lists its product as uncharacterized. Gene Ontology annotation, biological process: regulation of ARF protein signal transduction. Lineage: Eukaryota; Metazoa; Arthropoda; Insecta; Lepidoptera; Noctuidae. The record is from RefSeq and is a predicted model, not a curated record. The transcript has 8 exons. Bases 758 to 2284 code for a protein of 508 amino acids. Gene Ontology annotation, molecular function: guanyl-nucleotide exchange factor activity.